CGCGUAAACCUCAUCGUCUUUCUCCCUCGCUCGCGCGGCUGCGGUUGCGUCUUCCGCUUCCGACCGCGACCCACUCCCACCAUUACCGUCGGAUUCGGAGAUUGCUCCGCCACUCCGGCGCCCCACACAUCGCCGGCGAAAAUGCUAAUAUCUCCUAUGCUCGCCGCGCCGCCCCCUCCUGCAGCCGCUGCAAGCCCGCGCUGCCGCGGCUUCCUCCCGGCAGCUGCGGCGACGGGGAGUCGACGCCACCGGGGAGGGUGCCGCUUGCUUCGCCGCUCCGCACCUCCCAGGGUCGGCGCCGUCACGAGCACCGUACGAACGCGGCGUGAAGAGGGCCGCCUCGACCGUGACGAGCUCCGGAGGCUGUGCCAGGAGCCUAACCCGGAGGCAGCCGUUAACCUGCUCGACGAAAUGCUCGUGCGAGGCGGCGCUGGCGCAUUGGCCGACCUCGCGCCGGAGGAGCAAGCCGCGGUUCUCCAGGCCUGCGGAGAGGCGCGGUCGCUGGCGUCGCUCAGGCGAGCGCACCGAUUGCUGUCCAAGUCCCUGCCCGGGAUCGCCACGCCCAUCCUGCACAUGAUCUCCACGCUGUACUGCAAGCUCGGCGCCCGCGGCGACGCGCGGCGAGCACUCGAGGGAGCGUCGAGGCCGCGGGGGAAGGAUCAUGAGCAGGAGCAGGAGCACGGCGACGAGGCGAAGAGGCGGGAGGCGUACGAGAAGGUGCGGGAGCUGCACGAGGAGAUACGCGCGGCGGGGUACGUGCCGGACACCCGCUACGUGCUGCACGACAUCGACGAGGACGCCAAGGCCCGCGCGCUCAUGUACCACAGCGAGCGCCUCGCCAUCGCGUUCGGGCUGGUCAGCACGCCACCGGGCACCCCGCUCCGCGUCAUCAAGAACCUCCGCAUCUGCGGUGACUGCCACAAUGCCGUCAAGCUCAUCGCCAAGGUCACCGGCCGCGAGAUUGUCGUCAGGGACAACAAGCGCUUCCACCAUUUCAAGGACGGCGCCUGCUCCUGCGGCGAUUACUGGUGAGGUGAGCCAUCUCUCCACCACUACUGUCAUUGACACCCAUUGUUAUAGUUGAAUUCCUUCACUACGGUUGUACAUUGUUACUGCUACUGGAUCAUGUCAGUGAUGAAGAAAUGAUGAUUCACUUUGCUUAGCCAA
Oryza sativa Japonica Group (Japanese rice) is the source of this 1167-nucleotide messenger RNA. RefSeq names its product putative pentatricopeptide repeat-containing protein At5g52630. NCBI's taxonomy places the organism in Eukaryota, Viridiplantae, Streptophyta, Magnoliopsida, Poales, Poaceae. The record is from RefSeq and is a predicted model, not a curated record. Gene Ontology annotation, molecular function: zinc ion binding.